Molecule: messenger RNA, 1650 nt
Organism: Corythoichthys intestinalis (scribbled pipefish)
Lineage: Eukaryota; Metazoa; Chordata; Actinopteri; Syngnathiformes; Syngnathidae
Gene: tdg.2
Product: thymine DNA glycosylase, tandem duplicate 2
Exons: 10
Coding region: 13-1371 (452 amino acids)
Biological process (GO): base-excision repair, AP site formation
Cellular component (GO): nucleus
Molecular function (GO): uracil DNA N-glycosylase activity; pyrimidine-specific mismatch base pair DNA N-glycosylase activity
Source: RefSeq, a predicted model, not a curated record
CGCCAAGUUUAAAUGGUCUUUGUUUUGGAAUCGCUUCCCUGCCCCCUCGUCUUAAAAUCGGAAGCUUUAAAAAUGUAUGACAGUAAAUCGACUGUUAAUAUGGAGGAAAACGAGUUUACACCGUUGACGGUCCCCACGGAUUAUUUCCAACAGUGGUACCAGUCGAGCCAGCAGCACCCCGAGGUGCAGCAUGUCUUGUCCCACAACAGCCACUACAUCGAGGGCACCAAGGAUGAGCCUGUCAUGGCAGAGUUGUCGGUGCACCGGGAGCAGCCCCUCUACCAGGAGCAGUUUUUUCAGAAUUACUCCAACUACCAGGAGCCCGUCUAUCAGCAGGAGCAGCAGCAGCAUCCUGCUUACCUACAACAACAACAAUAUACAGUCCAACAACAGGAGACGCAAUAUCAACACACUGUACAACAACAACAACCUCAAUAUCAAAAUACAACGCAACAAGAGGAGCCUAAUGUUCCCCACCAACCUCCACCGGCCAAUCCACCCCAAGUAAUGACGCCAGCAAAGAAGAAGCGAGGCCGCCCGCCAAAGAUUCAGCGUGAAGAAGGAAUAGUGGUAAAAGAGGAAGAGGAAAACGCCAGCGAAACAGCGGCCAAAAAAGCCAAAAGGAUGCUCAACCGCUUCAACGGCAUGUCAGUGGCUGAGGUUAUGGCCAAAACGCUGCCUGACGUUAUUACCUACAAUCUUGACAUUUUGAUUAUUGGUAUUAACCCGGGACUAAUAUCAGCCUACAAAGGACACCAUUACCCCAACCCUGGGAACCAUUUCUGGAAGUGUUUGUUUCUGUCUGGUUUCACUGAACAGCAGCUGAACUUUAUGCACGAUGAGAGCUUGCCGGAAAAAUAUGGCAUAGGCUUCACCAACAUGGUAGAGAGGACCACGCCGGGCAGCAAAGACCUUUCGAGUAAGGAGAUCCGCGAAGGAGGGCGACAACUGCUUGAGAAACUGCAAAAAUACAAGCCGCUGAUUGCAGCUUUUAAUGGAAAAGGUAUUUACGAAAUCUUCUGCAAGGAAAUUUUUGGUGUGAAGGCAAAGAACCUGGAUUUUGGAUUGCAACCGUACAAGAUCCCAGACACUGAAACCGUGUGCUACUUGAUGCCCUCCUCCAGCCCACGGUGCGCUCAGUUCCCCCGCGCGCAAGACAAAGUGCACUUCUACAUUAAGCUGAAGGAACUACGAGACCACAUGAAAGGCACAGUUCCCAAACAUGAGGUGCUGGAGACAAACUAUUCUUUUAACCUAGAGAAGGCUAAAGAAGAUGCAAAGAGACUCGCCAUCAAAGAGGAGCAGAUGGAUCCUGAGUAUGAAAGCUGCAGCGGUCAGAAUGUGCAGAGAAAUCCAGGAAACUCUUUCUGAAAUCACAUCUUGCAGCCAGCACACAAGAGGAAUCAUACAGCUUACUGUAGAUUUUUAGUGUAGUAAUGCACUAACUAAGGACUGCAGAUGGCUGUUUGAUCCGGCCCCUCACUGUGCAUGUACUGUACUAGGUGUAAUAUUUUCCACUAUUUAUUGUAUUUAGCAUCAUUUUUUCAUUUGCUUACUUAUUUUUGUACUGUAUUUUGAAAUAACGGAAUUUUAUGUGUUAUAUGUGUAAAGCAAGUAAUUCAAAUCUACGAUUUCGAAUAAAAUCGUAAU